This is a messenger RNA of Anopheles stephensi (Asian malaria mosquito), 2965 nucleotides long. RefSeq lists its product as uncharacterized. The record is from RefSeq and is a predicted model, not a curated record. Lineage: Eukaryota; Metazoa; Arthropoda; Insecta; Diptera; Culicidae. The transcript is spliced from 3 exons. The coding region runs from base 221 to 937 and encodes 238 amino acids.
CUUCGAGUCACAGUUCACCGGUUGCUUUCCGACAAUUAACAGCCUAGCUAGGACUCAUCCCGGCAAAGUGCAAGUGCGAGUGUGGUUUGUGUGACGCAGCAGGAGCAGCUCUCAGUUUGCAAAAAGGACUUGCAGUGUGCAGUGUUUGUGAGAACCGCAGUGUGAUCGCAAGACAGAAACAGAACAAAACCGCGAAAGCGAACAAGCAAAAACAAAAGCAAUGAAGCAGUUCUAUGUGUUGUUUGCCGUCCUGGCCGUGGCCGUUGCCGCCCCAUCCUCCGAAGCCGAUGGAUUACUAACGUCCGCCCUGAAGUUUGUGCGGGACUGUGGCGAAAAGUCGAUUGUGCUGUGCGCCAAGGAGCGUGCACUACGCCUAGCUGACGCCGCCGAGGGCGAUUUCGAGAUCACCGACGGUAUCAAGUUCGUCCAGACCGAGAAGGACGCCCCGAAGGGCCGCUCCCUGAACGAUAUCUCCCUGCCCGCUGAGCCAGAGGCCCGCGAAUCCGAGAUCGAUGGACUGCUCGUCGAGCGUGCCGCCCGCUUCCUUGGCACCCACACCCUCCAGUUCCAGGUACCGAAGGAAUCGAUCGAGGACAUGCAGCGCUCGCUGGAUGAAGCUCGUGGCAAGAAGAAGAAGGUCAAGAAGCUGCUCCUCCCUCUGCUCCUCCUCCUCAAGUUGAAGGCCGCCGCUCUGCUCCCGCUCGCCCUCGGUGCCCUGGCCCUGAUCGCCUUCAAGGCUCUGAUCGUCGGCAAGAUCGCCCUCAUCCUGUCCGCCAUCAUCGCCCUGAAGAAGCUGUUCGACAAGAAGGGUGAACAGAGCUACGAGGUCGUUGCCCACCCGCACUACUCGCACUCGAGCUCGUACGACGAUCAUCACGGAUACGCCCGCUCGAUGGACGCCGCCCAGAACCUGGCCUACGGCGCUCACGCUCAGUAAGCUUGCCAUAUAGUAGCGAGAAGCCAACAGCCGGCUACCGGGUCGGACCUGACCGAACCGAGCCGUACCGUACCGUUUCAAGAAGUUUACCGUCAACAGCACCGGAAAGCCCGGAACCGCUCACAAAACGUCCCCUGGGAGGGCCAAUUUUGACCCGCCGAGGGAAACACAAACCCCAACGCUUCCCGGGAGUGCAUCUUCCGCCGGAUAGCGUCCCCAAAAACACACACACACUCAUACCACUAGUGGCAGGAGAUAGUUUAACAAGAGUGAGAGAGAAAGAUAAAGAUAAAGAGAGAGACUGGGGGAACAACAAACGGGCCCCACUGACACGAAGGAUGGUCGGCGCGAUCCUGGACUGCGGGCGAGCUUAGAUUAAUUUAAUUUAUUUGCAAAACAACCCCGCUCGCCCGUUCCCGGGUUCCGCCUUACCCCACCCCAUUCCACGUGACCGUGCAGUACCGUCCCCGCAGUAGCGAGAACACACCUUCCCCCAUCAAAAACACACACAACAAAGGCUACUUGAAGCUUGAAGCUAGUACAGAUGAAGGAACGAAACGUAUUUAAAUUAAUUUAUUAACACCCACCCCCCCCACAAGAGAACCCAGCUAUGGAUACGAGCUGUCGAGUGGAGUUCCUUUUUCGUGGCGACGCCGUUUACGCGUCAUAGCCCCGGAAGAGUUAUUUAUUUGCGAGCUUAGCGAUCCUGAUUUCCUUUUUCAUUUUUUUGUUUGUUUGCUCCACAUUUUCACAAUGCCCCGAGCCCGGCCAAUCUCUCUUCCAGUUGUUUUUUCCCCACGUCCGUCGGAAAGGCUGGACGCGUUUCCCGCUAGAGGGCGCUCGAAGCUUUCGUUUGCGGGGAGUCUGCGCCGGAGAUGCUCCAAAUAUACUAUUUGGACGAAGUUGUGGCUUUAUUUGUGACCACGUGCGAUGAGUAUUUAAGGCUUGACCUCACCCGACCUUGGUCGUCGAUUUGAUCGCUAGCUACUCUUACACGCUCGAUCUUCUCUCAAACACUUCCAGGUCCAGCGCCAGGUGACUGGCUUGUGGCCGUCUUCUUCUUUUUUUUUCUCUCUCUAGUGCAUAAUCUAUUAGCAUCUCAUCUCUGUAUCUUGCUCUAUCAACACAAGUCUAUGUAACACGGCCCCGAGAACAUCGUCGACCGAACCAUCGGCAGAAUCUCGAUCUCGGUCGACAGCCCGGACAAGUAGGUCAACUGGAACCUUGCUAUCCCAAUUUCGGCGAAUCAGUUUCGUGAGAAACCGGUUCCGCUCGAGACGCAGUUGGGCCAGCAUUCGCGGUGGACAGAUAACGGUUCUGCUUUUGCGAACCGGGUAUCAGUCUUCCCUUUCCUUUUUUGGGGAGGGGGAACUGGUGAGCCAAACGUCCUGAUCGUUCCCAUCCGGCCAUCGCGCAAUACUAAACCCGAAGACCGAAAAAGUUUAUAUUAAACUAGCUCCAUUUCACUUUCUACUUGCGCGCACGCAGUGUGUACGCGUACGCUAAUACUUUCUCCCUGACUAAUAGCUACUUCGAUGUUCUACCAGUCUUAAGGCAUGCGAAGCCGGUACGAUCGCUGGUAACCGUCACGAUCACCGCUUCGCACGCAUCUGUUUUUCCUGUAAACGUUGUGCGCACGUUUCUUUCGCGUUCUCUAGCUCUAGUAGGUACUAUUAUUCUCUUCAUUUCCUUGAAAGUGAUCUUCGAACAGACCAUAGGGCAGCAAGGCAUCAAGUUAAAAAAAAAACACUCACCCACAGAUUCACGAAGAAUCCACAAAGCUAGCGCAGCGCUCCGUAGCACUUGUGUACCCUUGAGGGAAGUGCCCCAGCAGGACCAGGACCAGGAAAGAACGGUUUUGUAAGAAUGAUCUGUCCUGUUAUUUAUUGUUUAAAUUAUUGUAACUUUAAUGCUUCCUUCCACCCUUCGCUCCCCGCCACGGCGUUCUGGGCGUUGGAUGGAUGGAAAUCAAAUCCAAACAAAAAUUUGACAGGAAUGAAAUAAAAUCAAUCGAAAAAAUAAUAACCU